Penicillium roqueforti is the source of this 1233-nucleotide messenger RNA. RefSeq names its product aminoalcoholphosphotransferase. Lineage: Eukaryota; Fungi; Ascomycota; Eurotiomycetes; Eurotiales; Aspergillaceae. The transcript has 7 exons. Gene Ontology annotation, biological process: phospholipid biosynthetic process. Gene Ontology annotation, cellular component: membrane. Bases 1 to 1233 code for a protein of 410 amino acids. The record is from RefSeq and is a predicted model, not a curated record. Gene Ontology annotation, molecular function: phosphotransferase activity, for other substituted phosphate groups.
AUGGUGUACAUCCGGCAACAUGAAUUGGCGAAUCUGAAGAACUACAAAUAUGCUGGAGUCGACCACUCGCCUGUCAGCCGGUUGAUUCUCAAGCCGUUCUACAACAAAUUCGUGAUUCGUUGCUUCCCAAUGGGGAUGGCACCCAAUGCCAUCACCCUCACCGGCUUCAUGUUUGUGGUAAUUAAUUUCGUCACCGUCAUGUGGUACAACCCGAACUUGGAUACGGACUGCCCGCCCUGGGUCUAUGCCAGUUGUGCGAUUGGCUUGUUCCUGUACCAGACUUUCGAUGCCGUAGAUGGCAUGCAGGCACGGAGAACCAGACAGAGUGGCCCGCUUGGCGAACUCUUUGAUCACAGUGUCGAUGCAUGCAACACCGGUCUCAGCGUCUUGGUCUUCGCUUCGGCAAUGAACAUGGGCCAGUCCUGGAUGACCUUUAUCGCUCUAUUCGGAUCAACAAUCACCUUCUAUGUUCAGACAUGGGAUGAAUACUACACGCAAAUCCUUACCUUGGGCGUGAUCUCUGGCCCCGUUGAGGGAAUCCUCACACUUUGCACCGUCUACCUAUUCACCGCUUACAUGGGUGGCGGUAGUUUCUGGCACCAGUCCAUGCUGGAGACCAUCGGCGUGCCGAAGCCUAGCUUCCUCUCAAGCCAGGUGUACAACAUGCCGUUCACGCAGUGGUACCUUGUGUAUGGCUCCGUUGUGCUCUGCUUCGCCAUCGGCUCGAGUAUCAUGCACGUCAUGAAGGUGCGUCGCGAGCGAGGCCAGGACCCCUUCACGCCGCUGUACGGCCUCCUGCCCUUGGUGGCCAUCUGGAGUCCCAUUUUUGCCUACCUAUACCUGCAGCCGAUGAUUUUGGAGAACUACACCAUCCCCUUCGGAUUGUUUGUGAGUCUCGUCAAUGCCUACUCUGUUGGCCGCAUUAUCAUCGGCCACCUCACUCAGACGAGUUUCCCCUACCAAAACGUCCUGCUGUACCCGCUCGCUCUGGGUGUUUUGGACAGCGCGGGUGCGCUGUUCGGCUUGUGGUCCGCCCCUGUGCUUGGGUAUGGUGUUGGGCAGGUGGCAUUCGUGUUCGGGUUAUUGGGACUGGCUGUCGGUAUAUACGGUAGCUUCGUGUUCGACAUCAUCACCACGAUAUGCGACUAUGUCGAUAUCUGGUGCCUCACGAUCAAGUACCCCUUCGUCGAGGAGACCGAGCGCAAGACCGGUUUGUCGAAGAAGACCAAAUAA